Molecule: messenger RNA, 468 nt
Organism: Opisthorchis viverrini
Lineage: Eukaryota; Metazoa; Platyhelminthes; Trematoda; Opisthorchiida; Opisthorchiidae
Exons: 6
Source: RefSeq, a predicted model, not a curated record
AUGUACUUAAAACGUCUUGCUUAUCAGAACUCGCGAAUAUUUUUAGAAACGGUGUGUAAUGCAAACCGGAUCUGCGAUCAUAAUAAUGUGAAUUUUAUCACUCACACUGUACACGUGAUAACGUGGUUGAAGAACGGUUACACUCCAAGCAGUUGUGAAAACAACGGAUCAUCGCAAAGGCCUUUGCAGUGUCAACAGUUACAAACCAAUUGUGGAUGGAUUGCAAUCAAGUCAUUUGCCCUGACUAAAACCCCAAUUUCACUCCGACAUUACACCCACAGCUUGACUCCUGAUCUGGAAUUGGGAAUAUUAACAAUGAUACCCUAUAAGGGGGAAUACGCGAAACUGGUUUCUGGUACCGCUGGUGCUUUGCGUUAUCCGCUGGACGUUGACCGAUAUGUUAGAAAACCAGCGGAUUUUGCACAAAAUACAGAUUUUAAGUUCUUCAUUCGAUCAAUGUUUAAUGGC